AUGCCCCCGUGUCCUCCCCAGCAGAGCAGGAACAGGGUGACACAGUUGCCCACUCUGGAGCUGGGUGAGAUGGAAUUGACUUGGCAAGAGAUCAUGUCUAUCACUGAGCUGCAGGGCCUAAACGCUCCAAGUGAGCCAUCCUUCGAGCCCCCGGCCCCAUACCCUGGGCCCCCGCCGCCUCCAAGUUACUGCCCCUGCUCAAUCCACCCGGAGGCUAGCUUUCCCCUUUCUUCACCACCUUAUGAGCUCCCAGCACCCACAUCUCAUGUCCCAGACCCCCCAUACUCCUAUGGCAACAUGACCAUACCAGCCUCCAAGCCACUGACCCUCUCGGGCCUGCUCAGUGAGCCCCUCCCAGACCCCUUGGCCCUCCUGGACAUUGGGUUGUCAGCGGGGCCAUCCAAGCCCCAAGAAGACCCAGAAUCCGACUCAGGAUUAUCCCUCAACUAUAGUGACGCUGAAUCUCUUGAGCUGGAGGGGACGGAGGCUGGUCGGCGUCGCAGCGAGUACGUAGAGAUGUACCCAGUGGAGUACCCCUACUCACUAAUGCCCAACUCCUUGGCCCACCCCAACUAUGCCUUGCCACCUGCUGAGAACCCCUUAGCCUUAGAGCCCUCCUCGGGCCCCGUGCGGGCCAAGCCCACUGCACGGGGGGAGGCGGGGAGUCGGGACGAGCGUCGGGCCCUGGCCAUGAAGAUCCCCUUCCCUACGGACAAGAUCGUCAACUUGCCAGUAGAUGACUUCAACGAGCUGUUGGCACGGUACCCGCUGACGGAGAGCCAGCUGGCACUAGUCCGGGACAUCCGAAGGCGGGGCAAGAACAAGGUGGCCGCCCAGAACUGUCGCAAGAGAAAGCUGGAGACCAUCGUGCAGCUGGAGCGGGAACUGGAGCGGCUGGGCAGUGAGCGGGAGCGGCUCCUCCGGGCCCGAGGCGAGGCCGACCGGACCCUGGAGGUCAUGCGCCAACAGCUGACGGAGCUGUAUCGUGACAUUUUCCAGCACCUGCGGGAUGAGGCAGGCAACAGCUACUCCCCUGAAGAGUAUGCAUUGCACCAGGCUGCUGAUGGGGCCAUCUUCCUGGUGCCCCGGGGGACCAAGAUGGAGGCCACAGACUGA
Molecule: messenger RNA, 1116 nt
Organism: Mesoplodon densirostris (Blainville's beaked whale)
Lineage: Eukaryota; Metazoa; Chordata; Mammalia; Artiodactyla; Ziphiidae
Gene: NFE2
Product: nuclear factor, erythroid 2
Exons: 2
Coding region: 1-1116 (371 amino acids)
Biological process (GO): regulation of transcription by RNA polymerase II
Cellular component (GO): nucleus
Molecular function (GO): RNA polymerase II cis-regulatory region sequence-specific DNA binding; DNA-binding transcription factor activity, RNA polymerase II-specific
Source: RefSeq, a predicted model, not a curated record